AUGAGUUCGUCGAUAAGCCAAUCGUCUCAGCCGCAAAAAAGCAAAAAACCACAAACCACCAGAAACGUAUCAGGUGCUUGUCCAGCAUAUGAGGGCGCGGUCUCGGCUGCUCUUGCUUCUGCAGCAGCAGCAGCAGCAGCAGCAGCAGCAGAAGCAGAAGCAACAGCAGCACCAGCAGCACUACCAGUCAGUACCCUUCAUCGUGCAUGGCCAGUGUUAGAGAGAGAGGGAAUAUCAAUAGCAGCAAAUAUACAGCUGCUGUGGGGGCCCCCCCCCUCGGGGUCUUCGCUGGGGGCCCCUGAGGGGCCCCUGCAUGAGAGAGCUGUUUCUGAGGCGGUGCCCACAGCCGAAGGGGCCCCCGCGGCGCGGCCUGGGGGCCCCCCGAAGGGGCCCCCCACGGGGUCUUCUGCGGGGUUUCAUGGGCAGCUUGCUACGGGGGCCCCCCUGGGGGCCCCUCUAGGGGGCCCCCGCAGCAGCCCGCUUGGGGUACGGUGGCAGAAUGUAAGAGGAAGCAAAACGCUGCAGGUUGAGCUGCUGAUGCCGAGUGCAUCAGAGAAGAACCACAAGCAUCUUGUUUACCUGCGUUUCAUACCAAAGCAGCAGCAGCAGCAGCAGCAGCAGCAACAGCAGCAGCAGCAGCAGUUGCAGCCGGAGCAGCAGCAGCAGCAGCAGCUGCAGCCGGAGCAGCAGCAGCAGCAGCAGCUGCUGCUGCAGCAGCAGCAGCAGCAGCAGGAUUUGGAACAUGGGUGCUGCUGUGGGCUGCACAGAUCCUACUACAUCUGCCAGCAUGUAGCGGCGCUGCUGCUGCUGCUGUCUCUCACAGACGCGAGCACUGGCGCUGAUCGUGCUGCAGCUGCUGCAGCAGCUGCAGCAGCUGCUGCUGAUGCUGCUGAUGCUGCUGAUGCUGCUGCUGGCCACCCAGAACCAGUAGCAGCAGGCUCUGCUGCAGCAGGUUCAGGAUAUGUUUCACUUGCUGCUGCUGCUUCUGCAGGAGAAGCAGCAGGCCCUCCACCUGCUACUGCAGCAGCAGAGCAGCAGUGGCACCCGCAGCAGCAGCAGAAGCACCAGCAGAACUCUGCAUGUUGGCUGCACCAGCAGCUGCAGCAAAGCCAGGCGAUGGUAGCAGCACAAGAAGCGGAUUUUAACAGCGCAAAGGAAGAUGUUGCUGCUGCAUAUCUAGAAACCAGCGCCACGGCAUCUACAGCAGCAGCAGCAGCAGCACCAGCAGCAGCAGCAGCAGCAGCAGCAGCAGCAGCAGCAGUGAUAGAAACGGAGGGCUACGGGUCUGACAAGUGUUCUGUUGAUGAAAUUGAGAGCGAUCCUCAGCAGCUCAAGAGCAGCAGCAGCAAGAGCAGCAAUGUCAGCAGCAGACGCAGCAACAGCAGCAGCAGCAGCAGCAGCAACAGCAGCAGCAGCUGCUGCUGUGGUGGGCUUAGUGUAUGGAGCGUACUAAGCCGGCAACAUGCCUUAGGAAAGGCAGCAACAACACCCAUCACAAACCGCCGCAGCAGUUGGCUGUCAAGCAGAGACAGCAACUGCAGCAGCAGCAACUGCAGCAGCAGCAGCAACUGCAGCAGCAGCAGCAGCAGCAGCAGCAGCAAGAGACGCAGAAGCAGCUGCAGCAGAUUCCAUGAGGGCCUCUUGCUCAGCCCCCUCACCUGCAAGCAUCAGCCAAGAAAGCUAAGAAACCGCCACUCACUCACACACCUACCCGCUGCCCCCACACAGCAGCAGCAGCAGCAGCAGCAGCAGCAGCAGCAGCAGCAGCAGCAGGAGGUAGACAACAACAACCAGCAGCAGCAGAUACAGAUACAGCAGUUAGACAAACAACAGCAGCAACAGCAACAGCAGCAACAGCAGCAGCAGCAGCAGCAGCAGCAAGUUCUUGCUGCUGGGGGAUGCUGCUACCGCAGAGCGUCUGAUAGUGCUCAGUACAGCAGCAAAAGGGUACCCGGGGCCCCUAACUGCAGCAGCAAGUGGGGGGCCCCUAGCAGCAACUGCAUGCAACCUGAUGAAGUGUAG
This is a messenger RNA of Eimeria mitis, 2022 nucleotides long. RefSeq lists its product as uncharacterized. The transcript has 3 exons. The record is from RefSeq and is a predicted model, not a curated record. NCBI's taxonomy places the organism in Eukaryota, Apicomplexa, Conoidasida, Eucoccidiorida, Eimeriidae. The coding region runs from base 1 to 2022 and encodes 673 amino acids. Gene Ontology annotation, molecular function: zinc ion binding.